AUGGUAGCUUCACAGGUGUUGAGUUACAUGCACAUGGAGUACUCGUGGGCUGGGCCUCUCAGCCACUACUGUGCUGCCAAUGUUCUCCUGAAGCAUCCCUGCAAGGGGUCACAAGCCGUCUUGGCCUUACCAUCCCUUUCUGGGCUGAUGAGGCACCUCUGCCCCUCCCCGAGCCUAGCUAUGAGGAGUUCAGGAGCUGAGGAAGAGGUGGGCCGGGUGGACGGUGACUUCCUGGAGGCGGUGAAGCGGCACAUCUUGAACCGCUUGCAGAUGCGCAGCCGGCCCAACAUCACGCACGCCGUGCCCAAGGCCGCCAUGGUCACGGCCCUGCGUAAGCUGCACGCUGGCAAGGUGCGCGAGGACGGCCGCGUGGAGAUCCCGCACCUCGACGGUCACGCCAGCCCGGGCGCCGACGGCCUGGAGCGCGUCUCCGAAAUCAUCAGCUUUGCCGAGACAGAUGGCCUCGCCUCCUCCCGGGUCCGCCUGUACUUCUUUAUCUCCAACGAAGGCAACCAGAACCUGUUUGUGGUCCAGGCCAGCCUGUGGCUUUACCUGAAACUCCUGCCCUAUGUCCUGGAAAAGGGCAACCGGCGGAAGGUGCGUGUCAAGGUGUACUUCCAGGAGCAGGGCCAUGGUGACAGGUGGAACCUGGUGGAGAAGAAGGUGGACCUCAAGCGCAGUGGCUGGCACACUUUCCCGCUCACGGAGGCCAUCCAGGCAUUGUUCGAGCGUGGUGAGCGGCGCCUCAACCUGGAUGUGCAGUGCGACAGCUGCCAGGAGCUGGCCGUGGUGCCAGUGUUCGUGGACCCUGGUGAGGAGUCACACCGGCCCUUUGUGGUGGUGCAGGCCCGGCUGGGUGACAGCAGGCACCGCAUUCGCAAGCGAGGCCUAGAGUGCGACGGCCGGACCAACCUCUGUUGCAGGCAACAGUUCUUCAUCGACUUCCGCCUCAUCGGCUGGAACGACUGGAUCAUCGCGCCCACUGGCUAUUACGGGAACUACUGUGAGGGCAGCUGCCCGGCUUACCUGGCAGGGGUCCCCGGCUCGGCCUCCUCCUUCCACACGGCUGUAGUGAACCAGUACCGCAUGCGGGGCCUGAACCCUGGCACGGUGAACUCCUGUUGCAUCCCCACCAAGCUGAGCACCAUGUCCAUGCUUUACUUCGAUGAUGAGUACAACAUCGUCAAGCGGGACGUGCCCAACAUGAUUGUGGAGGAGUGUGGCUGUGCCUGAUGGUGGCAGGCAGGGGCAUGGCAGUGGGGCACAGAGGACAGCCUCUAGGGAACAGGGAUGCACUGCGGGCUGAGCGAGUUCAUUCCGUUGGGCUGCAGAGAUAGUGCCAGGGUGAGGCCUGCAAUAUUUUUCUACUUCAUAGAGCAACCAGUCUCCAACCAGAGUGAGAACCUGCAACUGACAUGAAAUACUUUAAAAUGCAAACGUAGCCAUGCACAGCCAGACGCAUCCUGCCACCCACACAGCAGCCUCCAGUAUACCAGCAAAUGGAUGCGGUGACAAAUGGCAGCUUAGCUACAAAUGCCUGUCAGUUGGAGAGAAUGGGGUUAGCAGCCACUAUUCCCACCAGCUGGCCCGGCCACUCUGAAUCACGCCUUCCAAGCACACAUAAAAGCACAAAGACAGAGACACAGAGAGAGAGAGAGGGAGGGAGAGUGCCACGGACAGGAGACCCAGACGGGUGGGGAACGUGCGGGCAGGCAGAGGGCUGCAUGUCCCCUUGGCUUGUACCAGGCCUGCUCUGAGACCUCAGCAUCUCCCAGCUCAAACAUGUCUGCUUUCUCUGCUGCGUGGGAUCCUUCAUGCUCUAAUGCCAGAGGAGCCUGUCCUCGUAGAGAGAAGGAGGCCCAUAAAGGACACAACCUGUCAGAGACCAUGGAGCAGGGGCAAUGACUACUUGACUGUCACUGGGUCCCUGAUAUGACUUGUGUGUGUGUUUAUUUUGGGGAUUGGGAGGGAGAGGAGAGGGGUCUUAAUUUGAUGCUUUAACUGAUCUCCAACAGUCUGACAGGUCAUUUGUGUCAGUUGUUUAUCUGAAAAGGGACUUUUUUUUUUUAACCAGGUAAUGACCUUUUAAGUUAAAAUCUGAAUUGUUCUAAAUGGGAAGGAAAAAAGUUGCAAUCUCUGCCCUUCAUUGGGGACAUUCCUCUAGGACUGCUUGGGGGAGGGAUGGGAAUGACCCCCAGGCAAGGGGAUGAGCCCAGAGAAGGACGUGGUGGGGUGGAGGCAUUCUGGAAAUGCUGGGGUUGGGUGGGGUUCGGGGGAAGGGUGCCCUCUCAUUAGAGGGUGAGGGAGGGGAACAGCUUAGCUGGUUUUGGUGAGAUGGGGAAGUCUUGCAGCUGCUUUGCAGAAGUUGCCCAUGUGGGCCUGGGCCACUGGGGCCAGCCAUGGACCUGGCCCCUGCCCUCUCACUUGCCCACCUGCCCGCCCCGCAUAGCACUUGUGGACCUGCCUGAACGCACAUGACAUAGCACUUGCCCAUCUGCGCGUGUCCAGAAGUGGCCCUUGGCAAAGCACUGAACUCGCUCACCCUCUAGGUGUCCAAGUGCCACGUGAACUAUGCAAUUUAAAGGGUUGACCCACACUAGAUGAAACUGGACUCGUAUGACUCUUUUUAUAUUUUUUAUACUUGAAAUGAAAUCCUUUGCUUCUUUUUUAAGCGAAUGAUUGCUUUUAAUGUUUGCACUGAUUUAGUUGCAUGAUUAGUCAGAAACUGCCAUUUGAAAAAAGAAGUUAUUUUUAUAGCAGCAAAAAAAAAAAUGAAUACAGUUAAAUGUAUUAUACAUAAUUUUGGAACCAAAGAGGCCAACAGAUCAGUUUUAAUUUUUAUUAGAUGGUGAGGCCAUCUUGUGAGAGGUAGACAUUCUGAACAAUCCCUUGAGUGGCCUGCCAGCGUUUCAGGGUAUAAAUGGAUUUUGUUUAUCUGGUUUGAUGUGUCUUUUCUAUCCUUACACACCCAGAAGGUAGAGUAAAAAUGACUAUAGUAGAAUGCAGGUGUGUAUCCUUAAAUCCCCAUCUUUAUGUUUAUUUAAUAAAGCUCCCCUUAGGUUCUGUUUCAUAAUAAUUUAAAACCAAACAAUUUUCCCAUAGACUUGCUGUUAAAGUAUUCUACGUCUGUGUACAGUUUAAGAAAAUAAAAGAUUGAGUGCCAUGGGC
This is a messenger RNA of Galeopterus variegatus (Sunda flying lemur), 3168 nucleotides long. It is a transcript of the gene INHBB, whose product is annotated as inhibin, beta B. The transcript is spliced from 5 exons. Lineage: Eukaryota; Metazoa; Chordata; Mammalia; Dermoptera; Cynocephalidae. The coding region runs from base 1 to 1233 and encodes 410 amino acids. Gene Ontology annotation, molecular function: growth factor activity; cytokine activity. Gene Ontology annotation, cellular component: extracellular region. Gene Ontology annotation, biological process: SMAD protein signal transduction; BMP signaling pathway. The record is from RefSeq and is a predicted model, not a curated record.